AACCUCUUCUAGUGUAUCGUGACAAUAUCUUGCCUUACUGCAUGGUACGACACUGCGCCACCAUUUUUACACAGGUUUUAUAUCAUGGGGAGCGGUGCAUCCAAAAACGAAACUUUUCAAGUUAACGAAGCAGAAGAAUUCGAAGAAAACUUGUCCCAAAGAGUGGUUCUUGUGACUGGUUCGUCUUCUGGUGUCGGUCUUGCUGUUGCAGCCUUGCUUGCAAAUGAUCCUCAAAAGCGUUUUAAAGUUUACGCAUCGAUGAGAAAUUUAAGUAAGAAAGAAGCCCUAGAAGAAGCAGCUCAAGGGGUGUUGGGAGAUCUGCUCGUAAUCAUACAACUUGAUGUGUGUUCUGACCAAUCCGUCAAGGAUGCAGUCGAUGAAGUCAUGAAGAAAGAAGGGAGAAUCGAUAUUCUAGUGAAUAACGCAGGCAUGGGCUUGUUUUGUGUGGCUGAAUGUGCCAACAUGGAAAAAGUCAAGAGCCUCUUCGACACCAAUGUAUUUGGUUUGAUAAGGAUGACAAAUAGCGUAGUCCCCCACAUGAAGAAGCAACAGUCUGGCCAUAUCGUUAAUAUUAGCAGUGUUUAUGGACUCAUUGGACUACCAUUUGGUGAGCUUUACAGUGCUACCAAGUUUGCUGUCGAGGGUUUCACGGAAUCAUACGCUCCACUGCUUCAGAAAUUCAACAUCAGGUCCACUCUAAUCGAGCCCGGUCCAAUAGCUACAGAGUUUGCAGUCAAAGCAAAGGGAAUACGAGACGACAUCGAUAUCUCCUCUACUGACGACCAAACCAAGUCACUGUUGACGUCAUACUUACAAUCAUAUUACCACAGUUUCAAGAAUCUAAGUGAAUCCCCCACUGACGUGGCUGAUAUCGUAAAAAAGGUCCUGCUACUCAAGAACCCUCAUCUACGAUAUCAAACAAACAAGCGAUAUCGACAGCAGGAAAUAGCUGCAAAGCUUCUCGACACCACAGGAGACAAAAUUGUAAAACUAUUGGACACCAGCGAGGCCAGUACAAAGACUAGUUAGAGCAGAUGGSGGAUUUGGAAUAGCAGUUACACAUAUUAUGAAUGAGAACAAAAUACACCGUACAAUAUAAAGUAAAAAAACUAAGAAACAAAAUAAAAGGAAAGGAAAAAAGAAUAUAGGAAGAGUUUUUGACGAGCGAGAAUUUAGUGUGUGUAGAGAUUAAGAGAUGAUCAGUUCUCAUUGAUUAAAGAAAAGGGAAGGUGAUUCUUGAUCCUGCUUUGCACUUAAUCCUUUUAUAUUUUAGUAUUAAAAGGUUUAUUAAA
Molecule: messenger RNA, 1292 nt
Organism: Actinia tenebrosa (Australian red waratah sea anemone)
Lineage: Eukaryota; Metazoa; Cnidaria; Anthozoa; Actiniaria; Actiniidae
Product: retinol dehydrogenase 8-like
Cellular component (GO): cytosol
Molecular function (GO): oxidoreductase activity
Source: RefSeq, a predicted model, not a curated record